Xenopus laevis (African clawed frog) is the source of this 547-nucleotide messenger RNA. RefSeq names its product lymphocyte antigen 6E-like. The coding region runs from base 68 to 448 and encodes 126 amino acids. The record is from RefSeq and is a predicted model, not a curated record. Lineage: Eukaryota; Metazoa; Chordata; Amphibia; Anura; Pipidae. The transcript is spliced from 3 exons.
GAUUGUGGGGUAUAUAAGUGACAGGAGAGUGUGGGAGACAGGACAGAGCGACUCACACUCACUGAGCAUGGCUGAACUAUACAUCUCUCUGCUGGUGGCUGCUCUCUGCAUUGGCACAGCUGCUCCCCUGAAGUGCUACACAUGUACCAGUGCCACCAGCAACUCCAACUGCAUGACCCAAACCAACUGCACCGCAACUGACACCUCCUGCCAGACUUUUCUUGGUUCCGUUUCUGUUUUGGGGGUAUCAGCCACGUCCAUCACUAAGACCUGCACAACCAGUUGCACUGCAGGAGGCACCAGUUUUGCCGGGGUCACUGGUUCAGUUUCCUGCUGCAACACCGACCUGUGUAACGUCAGCGGAGCCAAUGGUGUAAAAUACAGUUUCCCUGCGCUGGGCCUGUCCCUCGGGUUCCUAUUGGUCCUGCUCAGAAGCUCCGCCCAGUGAGGCCCCCCAGUUGCACUCACAUAUGUCUGUUAUUAAAAUGUCACUAUUGGCCGUGUGUGCCCCAGUGUGGGUGAAUAAAGAUACUGUGCGGUAAAAUUA